This is a messenger RNA of Mycena citricolor, 4861 nucleotides long. The record is from the annotation of a GenBank genome assembly. NCBI's taxonomy places the organism in Eukaryota, Fungi, Basidiomycota, Agaricomycetes, Agaricales, Mycenaceae.
AUGUCAGUAUGUAUGUAUGCAGCAGCAGCAGCGCGCGCCCACUGGCGCGCGCCCACGCGCCUGGUGACGUUUCAGCGCGUCCUUGCGCGUGAACGACUUGCCGCAGCCCCGCUCGCACACGAACGGCCGCUCGCCGCUGUGCGUCUCGAUGUGCCGCUUCAGAUCGUGGUUCCGGUCGAACGACAGCGCGCAGAGGUGGCACGCGAACUCGCGGUCGGGGGACGCUGGAUACUCGACGUAGUACGAUUGCGACGCCAUCGAGCGCAGCAGACCCUCCACGCCCUAUAUAAAUCAGGAACCGUCGAUGUAUCUGCCAGCGCCUGCCAUCCGGAUCGAGCAGCCCAUGGGGGUGCAGACCAUACAUAGCUCGUCCCUGAGCCCCGCCCCGGGGAAAUACCCAGUCGAGCACCAUCUUCUCUCGACAUUGGCCCGGCAGAUCCCAUUUCAUUUCGCCGAUGGUCGUUAGACGAUCUGCCGGAACAAGGACCGGGCUAGGUGACCGUCAAGAUCUCAGCAAGCAGAGGAACAGACUGGGCGUCCUGGCGCAGAUGCUAUCACCGUUCGUUGCACAGUCAGACCCAGAACAGCCGGAAUGGGAGCGACUAGACAACGGAUGCUUGAUAACGGAAUCUAGCGAGAUGGCGAAAGUUUGUCGAUAUCCCCGGUGAUCUACAGCCCCCUCGUGUGCCUCGCAAGACGGGCGAGAGCUGUUAAUUUACUUGAUGAACCAAGCGACCGGACGUGCCCCUCGAAACGGCCAGAAUUUCGGCCGUCUUUUAUGAUCAGCGCUGCGCUGCGCUUAUUCCCCAGAUAUCCACCGGGUCAAUCAACAUGCGUCAUCCCCUCAUCUAUUGCGUCGCGCUGGCCGUCAGAUCGAGCGAUGGAGCCAGUGCCACGCGCAGUCGGUUGCUCUGCUAGACUCAAAGAGUUGUCUCACCGGCGCUCAACUACAGAGUAGCUGCUGCUUCGUGUGCGAACAACAUUGAUUGAUAUGAUACAAUCCCCGUGUCGUCGAGUUCUCGGUAUCAUGGCAGGCGAGGCUUCUGGUUACCAGAGUGAUUCAAGGAUUGCGGCUUGUUUCGUCCGUCUGCUGCCAUUGCCCUGUUCUUACACUUGACCCAGACGGAGAGUUGUGCGGACUCUCGAGCCCCUGCUUUCACCGGUGAAUCAGAGGUGUCGGGGCUUUUGACCAGGCGACACGAGUCAGAUAGUAUAGCCAGACGCAGACACGCAAGGUAUGCAUCAGUGGUGGAUCUUGACGUCGUCGUUGCUGCACAGAACAGAACGUCAGAACGCAGCGCCCCUAGUGCGGGGACUGCCACGAAUUUUGUUCGUGCUUAUGACUACCGGCAUCCGAGCCCGUCAACCGGCGUUCACGAUGUGAGCCGGAGCGAUUAAUACAUGCGGUCCAGAGUUCCAGCGAGAUUGUGUCAGAUUGGGUUACAUGGUGGGCAGUUGUGAGAAGGUUGGGACUUGGUGUUUCAAGUCGCAUCACGUGUCAUUGAUUUGGUGAUAAGAUAAUCUGCAAGUUGUUCUCGACAAUCAUGGCUGGAUCGAAAUUCGCCCAUGGUGCGGAACUUUGAGCUUCCUGAUCCUCUACUACCUAGGAACUACAGGGUGCUCAGACUCGACGAGCACUCUUUUCAUCGUUUCUCAGACGAACACGGUUUCACGAAACCGAACGAUGCAUGACCUCUGAAACCCAUGGAUCAUGCUGCUCGCGAUCUCAUGGAUCAGCACGUUGACAUUGUCCUCUCAUUCGGCGAAUUGGAUGAGAUGAGGUGGGCGCAAAUACCCAGUCCUGAUAUCUCAAUUCUGGCACUUCGGCGCUGGCUUCCUGCUAAGAAAGUCAGGCUCAUUUUAAAAACGGAGAGAAGCCAAGAUACUCUCGACGCUCGCCUCGUUCUUCACCUCGUCCUACGUGUUCCACUGCACGACAUACUGUCCAGACACACUACUAAAAUAUCUCCCAUCGUUCGAUGGCAGAAUCGUUCUGUAUCCCAGUGAAACCCAGAUCAGAGACUACUUUUCGUGGCGGCAAACAGACAGUGAGUAACUUACGGUCGAGGCUGUGGAGGGCGCCACACUCAGCGCACAUCAACAAUCUGUAAAAUACCGCCUUCUGGGUCCAACGGGGCGGAGAGAGCACCACCCAGGCCCAUUCUGUGCUGAAGGUGAGCUCUCAGUGUCCAUUGCAACAGCGAUCGUAUCGCUUAAGGUCUUUUGCAGGGAACGCUGUCGAAACAAAAGCACGAGCGCUUAUUUUCUCGAUUCCAGAUCAACUACAACGCUCUGGAUGCUCGAUUCCGCAAGGACAGUGUCCUCGUACGAGGAGAUCCCUAGUUCUAAAGCCGAUCCCUCGCGUGAAGUGAAGCCGGAAAAUCGAAGAGUCGGACUAGGAUCGUUACCUUCCUCAGAUGCCAAGUUGCGAGAUCUCCAGACUAUUCAGGAACAAAUCUGCCCUUGGAUCUCCAUGCCAAAUCUUGGGAAGUGUCGACGAUGAAUGAAUUAAUCAAGUUGCAUGCGAUGAAGACGGCUGCAAUUGAAGAACCUGUAGCAAAACGAUAAGCCUCAACAGGCGCAAGCUGUCGACUGACUGUUCUAGAUCACUCCAGAGUCCUAUGAGCAAUCAUUGGAGCUGUUGAGGCUUGACCGGUGCCUCAAAUCCACCGGCGGAGGACCAAAGCUAGGAGCAAACUGAAUGUUGGCAUAAUCCAACUCAACUUCCUCCGAAUCGCAUGCGGUCCCGUAGAGAUACUCGCUGAAGAGGAAAUUUGGAGCAGAGUCCGCCUCGAUACAUCACGCUUGACUGUGACCUGAGAAUUAAGUUGAGAGCGGGUCCCGGCUCGGUUCAUCACGCGGAUCAUCAUUAAUCUGACUUGCACCGACUCAGAUUGAACGCUUUGAUUCCUGGAACCGCUACAUACUCCCUCACAAUCGUCCUUCUGAUUCAACAGCACGUCUUAGAAUCCAGCCAAAUGUCCAACGAAGAGCACGAUCUCACCACGAUCUCGGGCGUCAAGGCUUACCUGGAGCCCACCCACUUCAAGGCCGCGGAUGUGCACGUCCUCGCGGGAGGGCACGGAAAUUUCACCUACCGCCUCUUUCUGCAGACCCCGCUUGACGGCCGCGCGACGGUGGUCAUGAAACACUCGAAGUCGUAUUCCGCGACGAAUCCGCAGUUCUCGCUGGAUCUGGCGCGCCAGACCUUCGAGGCACGCGCUCUACGGCAAGUCAGCGCCAAUGUCGCGUCCCUUCCGGCGCGCGUCCCCGCCGUCCACCUCUUCGACGAGGACAAGCACGUCAUCAUCAUGGACGACGCGGGGACUGAAUCGACGACACUGAAGAGCCUGUUCCUCUCCACGAAUCCGCCUCCCGCCCCGCUGGCACGCGACAUCGGGUCCGCGAUCGGACAGUUCCUCGGCCGCCUCCACUCGUGGGGGAGCGGGAACGACGCGGCGAUGGAUGAGUUCGCGGGCAACGACCUGGGCAAGAGGAUCACCAGCUGGAUAACGUACGGGAUGAUCCUCCCGACGCUCACGACCACCGAAGUCCCCGCCGUGGCGCUCCUCCCGGAGCCCGUCUCCGCCUCGGAUCUCGCGAACCUGCGCGCCCUCGUCGAGAAGCGCACGGACCAGAUCCACCGCGCCCGCGAAACGCUCACGAUGGGCGACUUCUGGACCGGCAACAUCAUGGUGCUGCUGGCCGACGCACAGGUCGACCGCAUCACCGUCGUCGACUGGGAGCUCGUUAAGCCCGGCGUCGCGGCGCUCGAUGUCGCGCAGUUCUGCGCCGAGAUGUUCGCGGUGGUUCUCUUCGCUGACGAGGGCUCGGUUGCCCAGGACUCGGCACGCGUGCUAAUCGACGCGUUUUUGACGGCGUAUGCGGGAGCAUAUACCGUGAAGCAUGGGGUAGAUGGGGAGAACAGAGCGACCGUGGCCGCGAGACACUUGGGGGCGCAUCUUCUGACGAUCACAACUCGGUACGGUUGGGGGAGCACACCGGAAGAAACGUUCAGAGCUGUCAAAACGGGCCUCGAGUAUCUACAACACGGCCAAGACGAGGACUGGGUUCGCAACAAGUCGAUUUUUGCACCGUUAUUAUGAUGCAGGCUCAGAAAUUAGGACUCAAUGGAGAACAACUGUAUCAUUUGCAAGUCUGCCAAUGCCGGAACUGGGGACUCACCACAAAACGCGGUCACGUGCGCCGAUUGAGAUUGAACUUGAGCUUGUCCGUGCGACCCGAGUUUUGAUCUCCAACGGCUUUGAUUGCGGGGUUCCCUCAACCCAAUCGUACGAGCAUGACACCUGCGGCGACUGGUCCUGAUAAGGAUCCCAGUGGAGUGCGAGGUCGGGAUAUGGCCUGGACGCAUAGCGGGGACGGAAAUCUGCCGGUGGAGCGAGCGUAUAUGGCAAACUACCGCAUCCGAGUUCCCCCGUCCUACCACCUGGCAGGAUCGAAAUUUGUUCCCAGUCGUUCCAGGACCGGCUGGGUGAAACGUCAUCCAGUGAAGUGGCGGGAGGGACCGUGAUGGCGCUGGGCACAGUACGCGUCAGCGACCACCGGAGAUAAUCCGAGUCGACGCUUUCGUUGAGCACCGUGCUCGUGUUGUAUUCGCACACCAGCCCCUUCUCGGUGCACCGUCGACAAGUGGGCGAAAUAUUCCGCACAUCCGGAGGGCUGCACUGGACGACAGCAUAGACGCAAAUCAAGUUCAGCUCCCCGCUAGAUAAAGAAGCUGACGCACCCGGACUUUGCGCUGACGGCAGUGCCUGCAGGCUACGACUGUGCGCCGGGGAGCUCUGAAACGAGCGGUUAUGGUUGCUGAGGACAUGUUCAAGUUGGAUGAGAAAUGAGCGGG